This is a messenger RNA of Balearica regulorum gibbericeps (East African grey crowned-crane), 795 nucleotides long. The record is from RefSeq and is a predicted model, not a curated record. Lineage: Eukaryota; Metazoa; Chordata; Aves; Gruiformes; Gruidae.
AUGAGCUGGGAAUUCCUAUGUGAUCUACUGAGUGGAGUGAAUAAAUAUUCAACAAGAAUUGGAAGAAUCUGGGUAGCAGUUGUGUUCAUGUUCCGCUUACUGGUUUACAUUGUGGCCGCAGAAAACAUCUGGAAAAAUGAACACGAUGAAUUUGAAUGCAAUAUCAGGCAGCCUGGUUGUGAAAAUGUCUGCUUUGACUAUUUUUUCCCUGUCUCCCACAUCAGACUUUUGGCUUUGCAAUUAAUCAUGGUUUCCACCCCUUCACUCUUGGUUGUUUUUCAUGUUGUUUAUCGAGAGAACAAAGAGAAACACCAUAACCAGAAACUUUAUAAAAGUCCAGGAGAGAUAGACGGUGGAUUGCUAUGCACUUACCUUAUCAGCCUUAUUUUAAAAACAGGAUUUGAAAUAGUUUUUCUUGUUCUGUUUUAUAAAUUGUACAAUGGAUUCAAAGUACCACGCCUCGUGAAAUGUGACAUAAGACCAUGUCCCAACACUGUACAUUGCUAUAUUUCCAAACCCACAGAGAAGAUGAUUUUCCUCUAUUUUCUGGUGGCAUCUUCAUGUCUCUGCAUUGUAUUAAAUCUAAGUGAACUGAGUUAUCUCAUUUUCAAAUACUCCAUAAAAUGUUAGCCGAAGAUGUAUAUCAAGAAACGUCAAGGCUCAAAAAGUGAUUGCCACAAAUCAGACAUCAUCAGUCACAACAGAUCAGCCGCUGGAGGACGGUUCUACAACAGCUCCUUGUCCUUGUCUCUGAAUAUACAAGACAAACAUGAAAAAAGCUCCCCAUUGACUUGA